This is a messenger RNA of Athalia rosae (coleseed sawfly), 3630 nucleotides long. Its product is annotated as midnolin-A. Gene Ontology annotation, molecular function: protein binding. The record is from RefSeq and is a predicted model, not a curated record. Bases 489 to 2930 code for a protein of 813 amino acids. Gene Ontology annotation, cellular component: nucleus. NCBI's taxonomy places the organism in Eukaryota, Metazoa, Arthropoda, Insecta, Hymenoptera, Athaliidae. The transcript has 5 exons.
UCUCCGGGUCUUUAGUCGCAGGGUUCAAGUAGCCGAGGGCGGGCCGGUGAGUGCGUUGACUAUUGAUUGAGGUGUGUUUCCCUCGCGUGUUAUCGUGUGAUAGUUAUAAUAAUAAGAUAAAUAUAAAUUAUAACAAUAUAAUACUACGUAACAUAAAAUCGUCAAUCGAAAGUGUGUGUUUAAAGUUUUCGCUUUAACACGAGGUGGAGUUUAUGGUUACGUUUCGUUUAUACAUGUAUUGAAAAAAAAAAAAGAGUGCCGAGCUGCUGUGCAGCAGUGUGAAGGAAUCUAAAGUUUCGGGCGAAGUUUUUUUUUUUUUUCUUUGUUUUCUUUCCCUCCGGUCGCCCUCCUCUUUCCUCGGUCCUUUGGACUUCUUAUUUUCGUCCCUGGUCCUCCCUUUAUUUAUUUAUUUUAUUUUCUUUCACUCUGGUUGCUCUUCGUUUCGUUCUACGCCCGUUCUUGUUUCUGCGGGAGUUGCAGAACGAACAAUGGAUAGCAGUUCGGGAACGCCGUCAGAUACGACGGCGGCUACCGCUAAGAGCGGUAAUAAAAAUGGUUCAAAAAACGGCAACGGAGGUCGCAGCAGGGCCGGGAGCACGGGGGCGUCCAGAGGAUCAGCAUCAGGAUCAGGUUUAGAUCCCGAACUCGAACCGGAGGGUGGCGUUAGGACGACAACGUCAUCUGUAAAUAAAAAUUCCUCGAUGUCGCGAAGGGACGGCAGGUCGCCCUCUCUUUCUCCGUCGCCAUCGCCGUCCCCGUCCCCGUCUAUGUCCUUAUCCUCCUCGUCCCCGCCGGGGUGUGGCUGUGCCGUGGUCACCGCGGAUACCGAGGAAAUCACCAUCAGCGUUACCCCCACUACGGGCGGUCACUUUGAUCUCAUCGUCGACCGGACCGAAAGUGUCGAAAAUCUGAAGAAAAUGAUUUCAAAGAAGUUAAAGGUCGCCAAGGAGCGGAUUUGUUUACUACACCGAGAGAGGCAGCUACGGGAAGGAACGUUGCAAGAAAAUCACCUUCAAGAUGGAAGCCGACUCACGUUAUUACCGAGCGUGGAAACCGGCCUUCUCGCACAGCGACCGGAACAAAGCGUUAUGCAGGCACUGGAGAGCCUCAACGACUCUCAGGUGAAUGACUUCCUUUCGGGAAAAGCACCGUUGAAUCUCACGAUGCGUUUAGGGGACCACAUGAUGCUGAUACAGCUGCAGUUGUCAACCGUCACACCGGCAGCACCGAACGGACCCGGGGGAUCGACGACGUCGGCGACGACAUCAACGAGCACGACGACCAGCACAAACACCGGAAACAACUCCGGGACACAGAGUAGACGAUCCGCCGUUCUUACCGCUGCGAGGCAAUCCACGACCCCUUCGAAACUCCAGGCGAACACCGCGGCCGCGAGAACCUCGUCCCUCAUCAGCAGCCUAGCUUCGGUAUUGCAGGCUGCCGCUAAUUGCAAUUCAAAUUUGUCAUCGUCCUCGACGACGACAACGACGACAACGACCAUCGAAUCGUCGUCAUCGUCGUCCUCAUCUUCCUCCUCCUCCUCCUCCUCCUCCUCGUCCUCCUCCUCCUCGUCCUCGUCGUCCUCGUCAUCGUCCUCGUCGACUACCUCCUUUGCUACCGCGGCACCCGGGAAACCACCUAGAACAGCAGCUAGCCCCACAAGUAUGGAACAUUCGCAUAUUACACGUACACAUUAUUGCACGACAGACUCACCCGCCUCACCGACCCCGUCGCCACCUCCCUCCGCGCAGUCCUCGCCAUCGUCGACGCCGACUGCCCAGUCUCCUAAAUCAGCGAGUUCCCCCGUCUUGACGUCCGGGAGCCGACAGUCCUGUAUCCUCCAUCAUCACAAUCACCAUCACAGUCACCAUCACCACAGUCACCAUCACUCUAGGAACAAAUUAUUGUCGUUCGAUCCCCUACAGCCAUCGACCUCGUCAGAUACCUCCAAUUCCCAAGAAACAAACAACCAACAUCCUUUAAUAUUAGGCACACCUCAGAAGAAGAAAUUGUGCACGAACCACCACCACCAACAACAACAGCUUCAACAACAACAACAACAACAACAACAACAACAACAACAGCUACACCAUCUACACCAAAACGAUGGGGAACGGAGCACGAGAAAAAACGAGUGCAACAAAGAAUCCGGGGUUGACGGUGGCCUUGCAACGAGCUGCAAUUCACCCGAGAGUCCGAACGGAAACAACCUAAUGGACGGAGGAAAACCAACCGCCACACUCGACACCAGAGCACUCGCAGAGGCAUCGAGAAAUCUCACACAGACGCUGAAGCAACUUUCCUCUGAGGUACUCACUUCGCGGGUCGAACUCGCUGAGGAAAACGCGAGGCGUAGACAAGGGGCGAUAAUAGAGAGCAUGCAUCACCAUGGGAAAGGAGUAUACUCGGGGACAUUCAGCGGCACCCUAAAUCCAGCUCUUCAGGAUCGUCACGGGCGUCCCAAACGGGACAUCAGCACCAUCAUCCACAUAUUGAACGAUCUUCUUUGCGCAACUCCCGCCGCUACAGCUGGCCACUACAGACAUCAUCACAGGCAUUCGCAUGCAACAAAUAGACAACAACAACCAACUGCGACUAUCACCAGCACGACGACAACGACAACCACGACUAUCGCAUCUGGUGAGCACGGCAUCUCCACAACCACCUAUACAACGGCAGAAGAAUUAUCGAAAGAGAACGAAGCGACGAAAGGAAAAAUGAAGCGGCUACGAUUGGUCAUGGAGCAAAGAAGAGCGAAAAGAAAAGCGAGGAGACAGGCGAGAGCCGCGCCUUACACCACGCAAUGGGCAGCGUUAACUCCCAAUCCAGAUACAACUUCCACCUCGGCUACGACAAAUUCUAACACGAACGCGGAACCACAAAGUGAACCAGAAUUGCAGCCCUGUAGUCCUGAGCCAGUAGUAGCUUGAGUUCGUCGUUAUUUUUCAUCGUAUUCUUACUCAGUCGUACCUCUACGUCACGUUGCCCUAGAAAUUAUUGAAACGAAUAAAUCUUCUUUGUUUUUUCUCUAUUAUUUUAUCAUCAACGCGUAACGAUACGUUGAGCCAAGCUUUAAUUAAAAACGCUAUUCUUACGUUGUAUGCACUGUAGUUAAUUACCUUACUCUUUGAAACGAUUAGGUGACAAUAAUAACGCGCAACAAACCGAAAUUUUGUUGUCAAAUAUUAUAGGUAUAUAUUAUCGGGAUGACAAUUAUGGCAAAUAUUGAGGAGAGGGAAAACAAGAAAAAAAAAAAUAAGAUAACAACGCGAUAUCAGAGGAGAUUUCAAAAAUGUGCAAAAGUAUGAUAGCGUGCGAUGGGUCUGAUGUAUUUAAUUGUAUCGAAUAUAAAGAUCAUCCGUAAUUGCGUUUAUCGACGGUAAUUAAUAAUCUUUAUCCCAUAUAAUCGCUAUGCAUACAUAAUCAUUUGGUCAAUGAGACUUGUGAUUUGUAUCAUAUUUAAUAUUUAAAAGAGAAGAAAAAAAAAGAGAAGAAAAAAAAACCAUACGUGAAGCGAAUAAUACAGUUAGAGUAAUAAUACUGAAAUAAUUAAACUAAUCAGAAUGAGUUUAAAUAAAUAAAAAAGAAAAUAAUAAUUACAUAAUUAAAAAAAGAAAAAAAAAAAAAAAA